AUGGCAACCAUAGAAGACAAGAACGUGGAGUUUGUGCGAACGGGUUACGGAAAGAACAUUGUGAAGGUGCUGGUCAUCAGGAGACAGGGCAGCCACCACUACAUCAUCGAGCUCAAGGCCGACGUGGAGAUCACCCUCAAGUCCCGCAAGGACUAUCUGACCGGCGACAACUCCGACAUCAUCCCCACCGACACCAUCAAGAACACCGUCCAUGCCCUGGCCAAACUCAAAGGGGUGCGGACCAUCGAGCAGUUCUCCAUGGACAUCUGCAAUCAUUUCCUGACCUCUUUCAACCAUGUUCUGAGAGCUAAGGUCUCUAUGGAGGAGGCUCCGUGGAGACGGCUGGAGAAGAACGGGGUAGAACAUGUUCAUGCAUUCAUCUACAGCCCGGAAGCUUUUCGUUUCUGUGACGUUGAGCAGAACCUCAAUGGAGCUCCAGUGGUUCACAGCGGGGUGAAAGACAUGAAGGUGCUGAAAACCACCCAGUCCGGCUUCGAGGGGUUUUUCAGGGACCGCUUCACCACCCUGCAAGACACCAAGGACAGGUGCUUCUGCACGUCCGUCUAUGCCAGGUGGCGGUACAACAAGGUUCAGGACGUGGACUUCAAUGCUGCAUGGAAGACUGUGAAGGAGACGAUCAUUGAGAGGUUUGCCGGCCCCUAUGAUCAAGGGGAGUACUCACCGUCUGUGCAGAAGACCCUUUAUGAAUCGCAGGUUCUGGUCCUGAAGAGGAUUCCUGAGGUGGAUGAAAUAGAGAUCGUCAUGCCCAACCAACAUUACUUCAUCAUAGACAUGACAAAGAUGGGUAUUGCCAAUCAAAACGAGGUUUCUGGGGUCAAGAAAGGCGUAGUUGACUCACGUGCAUUCUCUCCUCAACAGGUGCUUCUUCCUCUGGACAACCCGUCCGGAAACAUCACGGGGACCGUGCGCAGGAAACAGCUAGCCCGACUUUGA
This is a messenger RNA of Menidia menidia (Atlantic silverside), 954 nucleotides long. NCBI's taxonomy places the organism in Eukaryota, Metazoa, Chordata, Actinopteri, Atheriniformes, Atherinopsidae. The record is from the annotation of a GenBank genome assembly.